Molecule: messenger RNA, 678 nt
Organism: Neltuma alba
Lineage: Eukaryota; Viridiplantae; Streptophyta; Magnoliopsida; Fabales; Fabaceae
Exons: 4
Coding region: 1-678 (225 amino acids)
Source: RefSeq, a predicted model, not a curated record
AUGGCCGGACACCAGACAGAUCGUGCAGAUAAGUGGACGAUUUGGGAUCUUGUGGCAGUUGUGUCAGCUAUAAAUGGCCUGGUUUGCUUUGCUCUCGGUGACAUCUACAAAAAGUCAUUCGGAAAGUUGGGUGAGGUCGGUCUCGUUAUUUAUCUAUAUGUCUGGUUAAAUGUGUCGACGCUCAUAUGGGUAACCCAGAAAGUUGGUAAAAGAAAAAAAACCCAGAAAGUUGAAGUUUCAAAAGGAUUCCAAGAUCUUGUGCUAGCUCUGACAUUUGGUCUAACAUGUUUUGGCUCCACCAUCGUUGACAUGCUUCAGACUGGAAAAGCAGAUGUAUUUAGCAUUAUCUCGUAUGGUUCAUUUGCCUUGAUGUCCCUAUCCAUGUCAAGGGAGUCUAAGCUUGGAUUCGAAACUGGCUUCUCCUCUUUUUUCCUGUCAUUGUUUGCCUCACAAUUUCCAAAAAUCAACCGGCUGCUUGCACCGAUUGCAAUAGUCCUCUGCUCGCAAUCCUCGGGCGAUCCUGAAGAACAUAAGAAUGGGCAAUCCUCAAACGAUCAUAUUUCUUUGAAAGAACAGACCAAGGGACAAGAUCCCCCAAAGAGGCAAGAAGAUAACGGGCACAACCCAUUACCGGGGAACGAUCCACCAAAAAUUGUAAGUGACCAAAACGGAAUAUAA